AUGCAUAAUUGCAAACCCAUAGAUACUCCAGUUGCCAAAAAUGAGAGCUUAAGCCUGGAUAUGUGUCCUAAGACUCAAGAUGAAAAAGAAAAGAUGGCACGUGUUCCUUAUGCUAAUGCAGUUGGAAGCUUGAUGUAUGCAAUGAUGUGUACUCGGCCUGAUAUAUGUUAUGCUGUUGGAUUAGUCAGCAGAUUUCAGUCUAAUCCAGGACUUGCUCAUUGGAAAGCUGUCAAGAGGAUAUUAAGGUAUCUAAAAGGGACAGCGGACUACAUCCUUUGUUAUCAGGGCUCAGAUUUGCGUAUGAUUGGCUAUAGUGAUGCUGAUUGGGGUAGUGACCUAGAUGAACGUAAAUCCACAUCUGGAUAUGCUUUCUUGCUGAAUAAUGGCGCCAUCACUUGGAGUAGCAAGAAACAACCCUGUAUAGCAUUAUCAACUAUGGAAGCAGAGUAUGUAGCAUGUUCAGCAGCUGUUCAGGAAGCAGUUUGGUUGAGGAGGUUCUUUCAGAAUCUUGAGGUUGUCAAGGAUGCCUCGGAUCCCGUUACGGUACAUUGUGAUAGCAUGGCAGCACUUGCCUAUGCUAAAGAUUCUAAGUAUCAUGGUAGAACCAAACACAUUGAUAUACGAUAUCACUACAUUCGAGACAUGGUUGCUCACAAUGAAGUGGUUCUAAAACACAUUUCUACAAGCCUCAUGAUUGCUGAUCCUCUUACAAAGCCUAUAGGAAGGGAUGUCUUUCAGGCUCAUGUUAGGAGUUUAGGGCUACGUAGAAUAUGA
Molecule: messenger RNA, 774 nt
Organism: Quercus lobata
Lineage: Eukaryota; Viridiplantae; Streptophyta; Magnoliopsida; Fagales; Fagaceae
Product: secreted RxLR effector protein 161-like
Exons: 1
Coding region: 1-774 (257 amino acids)
Source: RefSeq, a predicted model, not a curated record